GAUCGCAGCCACCACCGCCAGCAGCAGCAGCAGCAACAGAAGAAGAUCAUCGAAACAUACACUACAUUUACGGGAAUAAUGACCAUUGACGUUGACGUGCCCAGAAUAACUCAACAAUCAAUCAAACCUGACGAGCUUCUUUUGGUUAAGAGUGUUCAUUAAGUGAUGUUUAAAUAGUUAGUAGGGUAGAAGUUGCAAUAUUAUAUUGCGAAACCGUUUGUGAUACGAGGAGCUGCACAGGUGUAUCCUAUCCGAGGCAGUUGAUCCACCGGUGGAAUGAUGGCGACGGACGGCAGGGGUUGGAAGAGCACGAUCUUCACCCUGGCAGUCGCUCUGAUUGCUUUGGAAGGUGGGGCGCGCGGCGACCGGCCCACGGAGGUGGCCCCGGGCUGCCACCGCAAGGGCCACAAGGUGACGUGCCGCGCGUGGGCGGGGCCCGACGCGCCCGACAUCCCGCACGGCUCCGCCUGGAGCGACUUCUGGGCGCUCGACCUCUCCGACGUGGACGCCGCCAAGCGCAUAGACCUUCGCCUGCGCGGCGCCACCUGCCACGUCAAGAGCGACGAGUGGGCGUGGCGCGGGCUGGGCACCAACCUGGGCGACGGGCGGCUGCCGGCGCGCUGGCUGGGCGCGCGCUACCGCGGCCUCAUCGUGCUGUACAUGCGCGGCCUGGGGCUGCGCAGCGUGCAGCGCGACGCCUUCGAGCUGCUCACCGUCGUGCAGCACGUGUACCUCAGCAGCAACCGCCUCGGCGCCCUCGACCCCGACAUGUGGCAGCACAACACGCGCCUCACGGGCGUCAGCCUCGAGAAUAACGUGGGCCUGCAGCUGGCGGAGGGGCAGCCGCUGUUCCGCUCCGACGUGAUCGAGUACCUGGACCUGUCCGGGUGCGGGCUGCGCGCGCUGCCCGAGGCGGCCUUCCGCGAGCUGCCGCGCCUGCAGCUCCUGCAGCUGGAGCGCAACUGCUUCAAGGCGGUGCCGGCGCCGGCGCUGGCGCUCGUCGCCGACCUGUGGAGCGUGGCGCUGAGCGAGAACGCCAUCGAGAGCCUGAGCGCCGACGACGCCUCGCUGCUGGCGCGCUUGCCCGAGGCGCUCUUCUUCUCCAUGGCUGAUCUGGUUUGUCUGUGGCCCCCCGAGGAUCACGGGCAGUCGUGGGAGAAGGUGCUGGCGAGGGACAGCUGCCGAACGUUCGACGAUGCCCUGGAGAACGCCACGCACUGGGACGGCGACGGGGACGCGGCGGCGCACGCCCCCUCUUCCUCCACUGAGAGCGGCGCGGAGGCUGGCGCGGGCGCCCCGGCGGCGCACUGCCAGCUACCAGUGUGCGGCGGUGGCGGGGGCGACGCGUCGCUGUGCAAAUGGCUGAGCGGCGGGACGCUGCUGGUGCUGGCGCUGGGGCUGGUGGCGUUCACGGUGGCCGUGUUCACGGACCGCGUCGCCGUCACGCUGUCGGUGGCCGGCGGCGCCCGCCGGCGGGCCGCCUGCGCCCGCUCCGACGCCAGCCUCUCGCGCGCCAACCUCACCGACCCCGCGCUGGAGGACGACGUGGAGGACGGCGGCGCGCGCCCGCAGCCCUGGGACGUGGUGCGCUUCGGGCGCGGCAAG
This is a messenger RNA of Gryllus bimaculatus (two-spotted cricket), 1605 nucleotides long. The record is from the annotation of a GenBank genome assembly. Lineage: Eukaryota; Metazoa; Arthropoda; Insecta; Orthoptera; Gryllidae.